This is a messenger RNA of Sinocyclocheilus anshuiensis, 3731 nucleotides long. Its product is annotated as RING finger protein 10. The transcript has 17 exons. Gene Ontology annotation, biological process: positive regulation of transcription by RNA polymerase II; positive regulation of myelination. Gene Ontology annotation, molecular function: transcription cis-regulatory region binding; metal ion binding. The record is from RefSeq and is a predicted model, not a curated record. Bases 386 to 2716 code for a protein of 776 amino acids. Lineage: Eukaryota; Metazoa; Chordata; Actinopteri; Cypriniformes; Cyprinidae.
CCUCAUCCGGGUGUUUACGGUUCCCGAUUGGCGACCCGUCGCCAUAUGUCUGACAUUAUUUAGCUGAACUAACAUUUGGGUUAAAACCCAUUUAUUCAUCCGUUUUCCUCUUUUGGAGAGCGGUUAACGCCUUGUGGGGCGCAACACUUCCCACGCCAAGGAAAAACGGCACUUUUCAAGGGGGCGAGGCCCCGCUUUUUGGGCACUUGUUUUUUUGCGUUAGCACAGCGUUUUUACUGAGACAUUUGAAUUGUGUCUCUGUUUUUCUCUCGGUUUGUUUGUGGUCAAGAUGUCGCCGUAAUGGGGUCUCCGCGUUUGACAGAAAUUAAUAAGGGCCUUCGUCGCCUGACCCGCAUUCGCAACGACCCGUUGUUCUCCCCGUUUAAUGCUAGAGAGCUCGGAGGAUCUUUCCCCGGAGUUCGGCGUCAAUAUGGAGAAAAACCUAAACGCCAACAACAGCAGCAGCACGAAGAUCCCGCCCCGCUCCAGCUCUACAGGCCCGACUCCUGCAGACUCUAAAGCCAAAACAGAUGGUAAGAAUAAUGGUGGCUCAAAGCGCUAUAGUCGCAAGCGUGAGCCCACUUUUGCCAAGGCUGAGAGUUUUCCGGGCCCACGCCGCUCCCAGCCACAAAAAAGCAAGAAUUUUGACAAGAGACCCCCUCAGAGAGGUGGCGGAGGGGUGCAACAGUAUGGACUGGCUGGUGGUGGGAGAAGAGAAGAGGUAGCAGAGAACCGCCGGGCAGAGUUUAGCCCGGCUCAGUUUGCUGGACCCAAAAAGAUAAGUCUGAACCACCUGCUCAACUUCACGUUCGAGCCACGAGGAGGCCAUUUUGGCUCCGGAGCUGAUGGCCACUACUGCUGGGGUCGCCGCAACAAGUGGGGUCACAAGCACAAGCCCUUCAACAAGGAGCUUUUCUUGCAGGCUAAUUGCCAGUUUGUGGUAAUUGAUGAUCAGGACUAUCAAGCCCACUUCACUGAUCCGGACACUUUGGUGGACUGGGACUGUGUGCAGCAAGUGCGCAUCUACAGUCACGAGGUGCCGUCUUGUCCGAUCUGCCUGUAUCCCCCUGUGGCGGCCCACAUCACGCGCUGCGGCCACAUCUACUGUUGGCCAUGCAUGCUGCACUACCUCUCUCUGAGCGAGAAGAGUUGGUCCAAGUGCCCCAUUUGCUAUGAGGCCGUGCACAGCGCUGAUCUCAAGAGUGUGGUUGCAAUGGAGACGCGUCAGUACGUGACCGGUAAUGUCAUCACUAUGCAUCUGAUGCGGAGAGAGAAAGGAUCGCUGGUGGCUCUUCCCAGCUGUCAGUGGGUGAAGGUGGAAGAGCCCAUUCAUUUUGGAGAUGUGCAUUUGCGCGCAUACUCUAAGCUGCUGUUGGCGUCUCAGGAGCAGGUUUUGGGUUUGCUGAGUGAAGAGAGGGUGGCUCUCCAAACCCAGCUCAGCCAAGAGAAAGACGACCCGCAGGCCUGUUUCAUACAGAGCGCCUUGCUGCAGCUGCAGGAGCGUGAGGAGCGUCUUUUGAAGGGAGGCUGUAAAAAUGGUGGUUCUGUUGAUGGGGCGGACAUGAGGAAACUGUCUGUAUCUGAGCACUCCUCUCCAGAGGUGACCGUGGUCAAGAACCUCACAAAUUCAAAGCCCAUCCUGCAGUAUGCUUCAGCAUUUGAUGAUGAGCUUCAGAAGGUUCAUGAGGAGCCUGUGGAAGAGAUGGCUGCUCAGAGUAUUCCUGAGGUGGCUGAAGAGAUGCCUGAAAGAGCUGUGGAGGACAGACCUCUAGAAGAGACCACUCAGACCAGUCAGGCCUCUCAUCAUGGCCCAUAUUACUACUUCUAUCAAGCUGAGGAUGGUCAGCAGAUGUUUCUGCACCCAGUGAACGUGCGCUGUCUGCUGAGAGAGUACGGGAGCCUGGAGAACAGCCCUCAGUCUAUCACCGCUACCGUAGUGGAGAUUGAUGGACAGACUGUCACCGAGGAUAUUCGCCGUCGACAUCGUUACCUCUCUCACCUGCCGCUCACCUGUGAGUUCAGUCUGUGUGAGCUCAAACUUGAGCCACCCAUUCUCUCAAAAGAGACCGUGGACAGCUUUGCAGAUGACUUGGAGAAACGGAAGCGCCAUAGACAGAAGAAAGCAAGGGAUGAAAAGAGAAGGGAGAAGAGGAUCGAAAUUGAGGAAAACAGGAAACACGGGAAAUAUCCAGAGGUGCACAUUGGGCUGGAGAACCUCCAGCAUUUUCCUGCUUUUGGAUCUCCACCUCAGAGCGGCUCACAGGUGCAGCUCCCAGAGUUCCUGCUGGGACCUCUGUCUCCUCUGAGCAGCAGCCCUUCAUCAGAUGGAGUGAUGUUUCCUAAUCUGAGUGAGCACAGUCCAUCUCCGAGCGUAGCCAGUGUGGAAGAGGACUUUCACUGCAUGUCCUUCGCUCAGAUGCUGAAAGAUGGGAAAGCCCGUGUGGAUGCCGGGCCUAAAACCACCCCAAAGAAAGCUGACAUGUUCCUGGCCCCUCCUGAGGCAGACUGUGAUGGAGAGAGUGAUGGCUCUGAUCGGGUCCCAGUACCCAGUUUCCAAAACUCCUUCAGUCAGGCCUUUGAGCAGGCUUUGUCACAGCUGGACCAUGGAAGUCAAACUCCAGCACAGGUUCUACCCAUCCCUGAUGAGAAAGGGGGUAAGAAGAAGAAGAAAAAGCAGAAGCUUCUGUUCAGCACCUCUAUGGUUCACACCAAGUAAACGCUGAAGCCCACCCUUCACUCCUGUUUUUCUACCUUCUGCCUUAUUCCUCCCAUAUGCUUAGGUUUCAUUAGGUCCCUCAACAGCAGUUUCCCCUUCUUUUUUUCUUGCCCCUGUUGAAUGAGACCCUCUCCAGACGUUCAGUGACCUGCAGGAAGUUCAGUAGCUCAGUGAUUGUACAAACCAUAGACUCAGUAUUAUAGAUCAGACCCACAGUUGUCCAGUGUUUCUUAAAGAAGGGACAUGUGCUGAAAUUAAAGAGCUCUACAUCAGGUACAUUUGACACGGCGCUGUAGUUUAGAGCUGAUGCUCCAUUAUUAUCCAAAAUGUGGGUGGAAAAAAAUGACAUGGUUUUUGGUUAUGGGUUGCAGUUAUAUAUUUUGGGGGGUCCUGAGAUAGCAGUCAGCCAGCUGCAGAAAUGUCCCUCCAUCAUGUCUAACACAUUUGUACUUCAACCAAGGUGUUUAAAAAUAAAUAAAAUUAAAUUUAGCAUUGCUAACAGCAGAAAAAAUGUGAAGAACUUGUGGUGAGGAUUAUAUGCAUUUGAGUUCUUCUUCCUGUCAGGCACAUACACACAGAACUAUGCUGAUUGUAACACGUUCUUGCUUGUUAAUAAGCAGGAAGAAAAACGUGUGGUGGCAUUUAAACAAACCAGUUCUGAGCUCUAGUCAUGGACUUCAGUCUCUUACCAGCUGUUAUCAUCUGUCCAGCCUAAGAACUGCCUUUCACAAUCAGACCCAUUAAUAAUACGUAAAAAGACAUCAUUGUUCUGCUGGAAGAAUUUAGUGGGUCUUUUAAGCACUUGACUUUGUUAGACCCUCCAACUCUUAGACAGGAUUCAGAGCUGCUCAUGUUCAAUAGUGUUCAGAUGUUAGAGGCAUCAGAGACCAGCCGACUCCACUGCUUGCUACGUUUUCAGUGAAGAAAAUAUGUAAAGACCGAGAAAGGCUAUAUCAGGGGUGCCCAAACUCGGUCCUGGAGGGCCGGUGUCCUGAAGAGUUUAGCUCCAACCCCA